Aureococcus anophagefferens is the source of this 324-nucleotide messenger RNA. RefSeq lists its product as hypothetical. Gene Ontology annotation, molecular function: RNA binding. Lineage: Eukaryota; Pelagophyceae; Pelagomonadales; Pelagomonadaceae. The annotation marks the transcript as partial. The record is from RefSeq and is a predicted model, not a curated record. Gene Ontology annotation, cellular component: spliceosomal complex. The transcript has a single exon. Gene Ontology annotation, biological process: positive regulation of mRNA splicing, via spliceosome.
GUCGGCAACCUCGCGUUCAGCUCCGACAAGGCGAUGAUCGAGGACAAGUUCGGCGUCUUCGGAAAGGUGACGGACGUCUUCCUGCCGAUGGACGCGAACCACAAGCCCCGGGGCUUCGCCUUCGUGACCUUCUCCGAGGCGCGCGAGGCCGAGGACUGCGCCGAGAACCUCAACGACAAGGAGUUCGACGGCCGCGUCGUCCGCGUGAACAUCGCGCGGCCGCGGCCCGCGCGCGACGCGCGGCCGCGCGGCCCGCCGCGGCGCCGCGACGACUACGACGGCCCGCGGGGCGGCGGCCCGCGGGGCGGCGGCUACGGCUACCGG